AUGGAAUCAAUAUAUGAUGAAAUAGAAAUAGAAGAUUUUACAUUUGAUCCAAUAACUCAAUUAUUUCAACAUCCUUGUCCUUGUGGUGAUAAAUUUGCAAUUAGUUUAGAUGAUUUAAAAGAUGGAGAAGAUAUAGCUGUUUGUCCAAGUUGUUCAUUAAUGGUUAAGGUUAUAUUUGAACUUGAAGAUUUACAAGAAUAUAUAGAUGAGAUUAGUGGCUAA
This is a messenger RNA of Lodderomyces pseudojiufengensis, 222 nucleotides long. It is a transcript of the gene KTI11, whose product is annotated as Kti11p. NCBI's taxonomy places the organism in Eukaryota, Fungi, Ascomycota, Pichiomycetes, Serinales, Debaryomycetaceae. Gene Ontology annotation, molecular function: metal ion binding. The transcript has a single exon. Gene Ontology annotation, biological process: protein histidyl modification to diphthamide. The coding region runs from base 1 to 222 and encodes 73 amino acids. The record is from RefSeq and is a predicted model, not a curated record.